Myotis daubentonii (Daubenton's bat) is the source of this 1946-nucleotide messenger RNA. It is a transcript of the gene MMP1, whose product is annotated as matrix metallopeptidase 1. Gene Ontology annotation, biological process: extracellular matrix organization; collagen catabolic process; proteolysis. NCBI's taxonomy places the organism in Eukaryota, Metazoa, Chordata, Mammalia, Chiroptera, Vespertilionidae. Gene Ontology annotation, cellular component: extracellular matrix. Gene Ontology annotation, molecular function: metalloendopeptidase activity; zinc ion binding. The record is from RefSeq and is a predicted model, not a curated record.
CUUCCUAGCUGAGAUAUUGGAGCAGCAGGCAGGUGGGGAGCCAUCAGAUUUCCUUAGCUGAGAAGGAAGACAGAGGUCAGCAUGCUGAGCCUCCCCCUGCUGCUGUUGCUGCUCUGGGGCGUGGGGUCUCAUGGCUUCCCAGCAGCGCCUUUAAAAAUGCAAGAGGAUGCUGAGCAGACGGUCCAGCAAUACUUGGAGAAGUUCUAUGACCUGAAGAGUGAUGGGGAACAAAUUGGAAGGAACAGAAAGAGCAGCCUCGUGGUUGACAAACUGAAGCAAAUGCAGGAAUUCUUUGGGCUGAAAGUGACUGGGAAGCCAGAUGCUGAAACCCUGGAGGUGAUGAAGCAGGCCAGAUGUGGGGUGCCAGACGUGGCUCCGUUCGUCCUCACUGAGGGAAACCCUCGGUGGGAGCACACAAACCUGACCUAUAGGAUUGAAAAUUACACACCAGAUUUGUCAAGGGUAGAUGUGGACCAUGCCAUUCAGAAAGCCUUUCAACUCUGGAGUGCUGUCACACCCCUAACUUUCUCCAAGGUCUCUGAGGGCCAAGCAGACAUACUGAUAUCCUUCGUCAGGGGAGAUCAUCAUGACAACUCUCCCUUUGAUGGACCUGGAGAAAUCCUUGCUCAUGCUUUUCAGCCAGGCCCACGUAUUGGAGGGGAUGUUCAUUUUGAUGAGGAUGAAACAUGGACCAAAGAUUUCAGAAAUUACAACUUGUAUCAUGUCGCUGCUCAUGAAUUGGGCCACUCUCUUGGACUCUCUCAUUCUACUGAUAUCGGGGCUUUGAUGUUCCCCAGCUACUCCUUCAGCGGUGAUCUUCAACUCUCUCAGGAUGACAUCGAUGGGAUCCAGACCAUAUAUGGACGCUCUGAAAAUCCCAACCAGCCAAUGGGCCCCCAAACCCCGGAAGUGUGUGAUAGUAAACUAACCUUUGAUGCUAUCACUACGAUUCGAGGAGAAGUGAUGUUUCUCAAAGACAGGUUCUACAUACGCAUAAGUUAUUACUACCCGGAACCUGAGCUCAAUUUCAUCACUACCUUCUGGCCAAAUCUGCCAAAUGGAAUUCAAGCUGCUUAUGAGUUUGCAGAUAGAGAUGAAGUCCGGUUUUUCAAAGGCAACAAGUUCUGGGCCGUCCAGGGGCAGCAAACGCUGCCCGGAUACCCCAAGGACAUCUACCGUUCCUUUGGCUUCCCUAGAAGUGUGAAGAGCAUCGAUGCUGCUGUUUUUGAGGAAGAAACUGGGAAAACAUACUUCUUUGUUGCUGACAAGAUCUGGAGGUAUGAUGAAUACCAACGAUCCAUGGAUGCAGGUUAUCCCAAACCGAUAGCAGCUAACUUUCCUGGAAUUGGCAACAAAGUUGAUGCGGUUUUCCAGAAAGAUGGAUUUCUCUAUUUCUUCCGUGGAAAAAGGCAGUACAAAUUUGAUCCUAAAACAAAGAGAAUUUUGACUCUCCAGAAAGCUAACAGCUGGUUCAACUGUAGACGAAAUUGAUCGACUGUUUCAACAUUGAACAGAAAAAUAUAUUUCAAGAGCCCAAGGAAGGCAUUUUCCUGAAAAGCCAUAUAUUUUUUAAAAAUUCUGAGCUAUUUAGUAUAAUUUUAUUUACACCUCAUUCUGCAUGAUUUAGAAUGCAAUACUUUAUGUACUUUUAUAACUUAGUUCUACAGAUGAGUGCUAAGAAAGGUCAAAUUUCAUAGCUUAUCGAUACAUAUGGGCCAGUUUUGCAAAGACAGAAGCUCUUUUACAAAGUGUCAGACUCUACAUUAAACCUGGGAGCAGCCACGGUGAUGAAUGUCUCCUCCCAAAAAAGAAAGAGACAGAGAUCCGAGUCUACACCAGAGAAAAAGCAGCUUGAGAAAAAGUGCGCAGCCACUACCUACUCUCACCCUGAAAUGCCAGGGACAGCUUUUGUUACAGAAAAUAAAAUGUUUUAUGUUUAUAAUAAA